This is a messenger RNA of Dovyalis caffra, 966 nucleotides long. NCBI's taxonomy places the organism in Eukaryota, Viridiplantae, Streptophyta, Magnoliopsida, Malpighiales, Salicaceae. The record is from the annotation of a GenBank genome assembly.
AUGUCAUCCGAAACGCCACCCAACUUCUGGGGCGACAUGCCGGAGGAGGAGUACUAUGCAUCACAAGGAGUGACCAAUACCCAAUCAUACUUCGAGACGCCAAAUGGGAAGCUCUUCACGCAGGGUUUUCUCCCGUUGGAUAAAAAAGUCAAAGCUACGGUAUUUACGACGCACGGCUAUGGAUCUGACACUGGCUGGUUGUUUCAGAAGAUUUGCAUCAGCUUUGCUAACUGGGGUUAUGCUGUUUUUGGUGCUGAUCUUCUUGGACAUGGCAGAUCAGACGGUUUACGUUGCUACAUGGGUGAGAUGGAGAAAAUUGCUGCCACGUCCCUGUCGUUCUUCAAGCACGUGCGCUUCAGCGAACCAUACAAGGACUUACCCGCGUUCUUAUUUGGUGAGUCAAUGGGAGGACUAGCGACCAUGCUAAUGUACUUCCAAUCAGAACCUAACACGUGGACGGGCUUGAUUUUCUCGGCUCCCCUUUUUGUCAUACCGGAACCGAUGAAACCAAGCAAGGUGCACCUAUUCAUGUAUGGUCUGCUCUUUGGAUUAGCUGACACGUGGGCAGCCAUGCCGGACAACAAAAUGGUAGGCAAAGCUAUCAGGGACCCAGAGAAACUCAAGAUAAUAGCAUCCAACCCCAGGAGAUACACAGGCAAGCCUAGGGUGGGAACCAUGAGGGAACUUGCUAGGAUGUGCCAGUACGUACAGGACAAUUUCUCCAAGGUCACGGCGCCGUUUUUGACGGUCCACGGCACGGCGGAUGGGUUGGCAUGCCCUGCAUCAUCGCAGUUGUUGUUCGAGAAAGCCUCUAGUGAAGAUAAGAGCUUGAAGAUUUAUGAGGGAAUGUACCAUUCUUUGAUACAAGGUGAGUCUGAUGAGAAUGCUAAUCUCGUUUUGAAGGAUAUGAGAGAGUGGAUUGAUGAGAGGGUUGAGAGGUAUGGGUCCAAAAAAAGCGAUGACUGA